Messenger RNA from Anopheles darlingi, 3125 nucleotides. RefSeq names its product conserved oligomeric Golgi complex subunit 3 (gene Cog3). The transcript is spliced from 7 exons. Lineage: Eukaryota; Metazoa; Arthropoda; Insecta; Diptera; Culicidae. Gene Ontology annotation, biological process: intra-Golgi vesicle-mediated transport; Golgi organization; intracellular protein transport. Gene Ontology annotation, cellular component: membrane; cis-Golgi network; COG complex. The coding region runs from base 72 to 2909 and encodes 945 amino acids. The record is from RefSeq and is a predicted model, not a curated record.
ACACAAAUCGCGGCCGAAAACGAAAUUAAAGCUGGAAUAAUUGGAGAAUUUCACCUAUUUUUACCUCGGGAAUGGAAAACGUGGCGACCCUGAGGGCGGACAACGCCAAUCUGCGUAAGAUACAGUCCAAACUGGUGCAGUGGGAGUUGAAGGAGAACCCUCUGGCGCCGCUCAGUACCGGACAAACGGAUUUCAUCAACCGGCUGACGGAUCUAGUCCAGGGCAACAACCCCUCACCGACAUCGACUGCCGGAGAUUCGCAGGAUGGUGCGAUCAAUGAGGGAACGGUUGAGUUGCCGGCGUCUCUGGAAUCGUUCAAACAAUCCGCGUGCGUGAUCGACACGACGCAAAACUUCCUCUCCUGGUACAACUCGAUCGAUGCGGAAAUCCUCGAACACUUCGAUGAGGCCUAUCUGGAGUACUACGAGCAGCUUCGAUCGCGAGCCAGUGAGUGCGAUACGAUGCUGCAGGAGAUCGACGAAUCGCUCGGUUCACUCCGCAAACUCACGCAGGAGUUUAACUUUGUCUCGGAGAAGACGUCCUCACUGCACCAGGCCAGCGAAAGUUUGCUGCAAGAUCAAACCAAGCUGAGCGAUAGUGGUGAGGAGAUCCGCAAACGAUUAAAGUACUUUAGUCAGGCCGAAAGCAUCUCGCAACGAUUGCACAAUCCCACGGUUUCCGUUUCGAACGAAUCGUUUGCGGACGUACUGAACACGAUUGACGAUUGCAUCGAGUAUAUGCGAGUAAACCCAACGUUCUGUGAAGCAUCGGCUUAUAGCAUCAAGUAUCGAACGUGUCUCGCCAAGGCAGCACAAAUGAUGAAGGUAUACGUGACAAAUAUACUGGCCAAUGCGACCGCACAAGUGCUCUCACCAAAGGGCGGACAAGGAGCGGCGGCUCCCCGGUCACUGGAAGCGUUGGAGCAGCUGAAGGUGGGCGAUCGUGCCACGGAGGCAGCAUUUGCACUGUUUUACGGCAAAUUUCAAGCUUCGGCACCUCGCGUUAAGCGCAUUACGGGACUGAUCGAAGAGCGGCUUGACCGUAGUCCUGAUUAUGAGAUUCUGCUUGGCGAACUUCAUCAAACCUAUCUUACCCAGCGUGCUACGAUCAUGAGUGGCGGUGUCGAUCAAGCGAUCAAGGAGCUGGCCAAGAAGCAUAAAGGCGAUCACUGUGCUCUGGUUCGAUCGGCCUGCGCCUUCAUGGUGCACAUAUGCCAGGACGAGCAUCGGUUGUUUUACCAUUUCUUUGCAAAACCGAGUGACCAAUUGAUUGGUUACAUGGAAGGAUUGUGUACCAUAUUGUAUGACAUACUGAGGCCUUACAUUAUCCGCAUCGAUCAUCUGGAAACCCUAGCAGAGAUCUGCAGCAUCCUGAAGGUGGAGAUGCUCGAUGAACAUGUGGCUUACAGCCCCGAUUCCCUGGAAGCGUUCGCUAAGAUUGUCUAUCAGUUGCUGCAGGAUGUACAGGAACGGAUUGGAUUCCGGGCUCAGAACUAUCUCGAAUCGGACAUUCGCAACUAUCGUCCAUCGGCCGGUGAUCUAGCCUAUCCGGAGAAGUUGGAGAUGAUGGAAAGUAUUGCUCUGUCGCUGCAAGAUAACGCGGCCCAUCAUCACCACCAUCAUCCCGUACCACUGCGCCGUGUCGAUUCGCGUAGUUCGAUCGUUUCGGGAAUGUCACUUGCCUCACAGGAUACCGUAAACGAGGCACCGGCAUUGCGAAGCCGCGCUAGCAAUUCACCGGCCGAUAUGCACGGUAUGUGGUAUCCGACCGUACGACGCACGCUCGUUUGCCUUUCGCGGCUCUAUCGGUGCAUCGAUAAGUCCAUCUUCCAGAGUCUCUCACAGCAAGCGCUAGCACACUGCAUUCACAGUGUGUCGAGUGCUGCUGGCGAGAUCGCCAAAAACCGUACCACGAUCGACGGUGAGCUGUUCGAGAUCAAGCAUCUGUUGAUUCUCCGAGAACAGAUUGCUCCGUUUAGGGUUGAUUUUACGGCCAAGGAAACUAGCCUCGAUUUUAGCAAAGUGCGUACGGCAGCGUACGAGUUGCUGCAGAAACGUAAACAGCUGUUUUCGCUUGGUUCGAACAAUGCGUUGCUUGAGUUUCUGCUGGAUGGUACGCCGCAGGUCCGAGAACAGUUGCUCGAUUCGCGUAAAGAUGUCGAUCGGCAGCUGAAGGCCGUUUGCGAAACGUUCAUCACCGAUGCAUCCAGGCAGCUCGUGGGGCCAGUACUGACGUUUAUCGAAACGGCGCAGAACCAUCUCCGUAAUCAACCAGCGGGAAAAGCAGCUGCCGGACAGCAGCAGGGAGCUGGAUCGGCGAUGGCUCUUCGUCUUGCACCGUUCGCUGCCCCACAACAGAUCAGCUCCAUCAUACAGGAGUGUUUGCGGAACAUCAAGACUAAGCUGGCCGGAUUGCAGCGUUCGAUGCAGCUAUACCUGUCGAACAAGGACACCGAGUUCAUCCUGUUUCGGCCAAUUCGAAAUAACAUCAUCGGUGCGUUUGUGAAGCUAGAGCAGAUCCUCAUGCUGAACGCGUACACCAAAGAUGAUCUGACCAUCGUAAGCUGCCCCUCGGCGGAACAAAUCUCCGUCUUGCUGUCGAGUGUUAAUCUUAGUGGAGCUGCCGGACCGGGUGGAGAAACGACGGCUGCCUUCGGCAGAACGCAGACGGGGGAGGCGCAACGAAAGAUCAGCACGUCGUCCUCGGUCGGUAGUGGCCAUUCGGUAAAAGCACCGAUCGAGAAAAAGGUAAGCUUCGAUAGUGGUGCUAACACAGUACUAGAGAUCGAGCGAACAGAGGACGUUGUGACGGCAGAGGAAGCUGUUGAACAGGCAAAUGAAGUUACAGCGGAAGUGACAGAGACACCGAAUGCGCCGGAAAUGCCUGCUCCCGGGGCGCAAAUAGUAUGAAGUUCCUGGUGUUAUGUAUUGCAAUAUUCCAAAUUUAUUACUCGUUAGUUAUCUUUUUAUUUAGAGAAUUUAUUUUCCGUUUUUGUUUGCAUUAUCCAACUGAAACUAAUUGCUGAGUUAAGUAUCGUGACAAGUUCUUGCUUAGAUCGAGUAAAAUGAAAGUAAAUAAAACAAUAUUCCCAUUAAUAGAGUAUUCAAUGGAGAUCGGUGAACACA